Molecule: messenger RNA, 4903 nt
Organism: Diceros bicornis minor
Lineage: Eukaryota; Metazoa; Chordata; Mammalia; Perissodactyla; Rhinocerotidae
Gene: PTPRC
Product: protein tyrosine phosphatase receptor type C
Exons: 33
Coding region: 130-4086 (1318 amino acids)
Biological process (GO): protein dephosphorylation; negative regulation of protein kinase activity; positive regulation of peptidyl-tyrosine phosphorylation
Molecular function (GO): protein tyrosine phosphatase activity; protein binding
Source: RefSeq, a predicted model, not a curated record
CUCGCAGCUCAUGUAGCUAGCAAGUGGUUUGCUCUCAGGGUAGCAGAGGAGGAAACUGCUCCCCGUCUGAUAAGACGCCAGUGAAGAAAGACGCAUGCUGUUUCAGAGGAAUACGGCUGAUUUCCAGAUAUGACCAUGUAUUUGUGGCUUAAACUUCUGGCUUUUGGCUUUGCCUUUCUGGGGGUGUUUAGUACAGGACAAGCCCAAAGUUCUACCUCUCCUGGACUGAACGCAACAGAAGAGGCCGUUGGUAUGCCUCCAAGUGACCCCUCGCCCGCUCGCACCACUGCAUUCUCACCCACAAGCAUCUCUGAAAGAGGAAAUGACUCCUCAGAGACCACACGUCUUCCUAGCCCAGGCAGCACCUCAGCUGAAGUGUUGCUGAUCUCUCUGGAUAAUGCUAGUGCUCCUGCUUUGACAGGUGUCACAACAUCACCGACGCCUCACCUUUCCACGCACGCAGCCUUGCAGGCGUCCUCUGCCGGAUCUGACACUCAGACACUCAGCAGCCAGGCUGCCGCUCUCCCACGCACCCCUGCUCCGGGCAGGAAUGACACACCAGGUGUUCCAGAAGAGAUGAUUACAUCCAGCACCUUCCCUGCAGACACACCUUUGACACCAGUAGCCACCCUCAGCCCUGCACACAGCAGCUCCGCUGCCUUACCUUCACGCAUCUCCAACAUCACCACCAAAGAUAACUCCUCAGAUCUGCACCAUACGCCCACUGCACCACCCACUCUGAGUCCUGCAACAGUCACGGCCUCUCCAGCCGCUCCCACAGCAGCUUCUACUCCACGUCAGCCAUCAUGUGGGGACAAAUAUGAAAAAAUCUCUGUGGACUACCAUUAUGACAAGACAAACAAAUAUUUUAAUGCAAAACUAAAUGUUAGUGAUGAAGUGGAAUGUGCAUCUACUGAUAAAAAUAUUAUGUGUGUAAACAAUACAAUUAGUUUGAAGGGCCUACAAGAAUGUGAAAUUUUCGCUGUUAAUAUAUCUGACGAUUCGUGUUCUACUCCACAUAAAAGUUUACAGUUAGUAGUACCACCAGAUCCUGAAAAUUUUACACUAGAUAGCUGUGUAGAGCCUGAUAAAGCAGAUACCUCUAUUUGUUUACUAUGGAAAAAACGUGGCGCUACUUGUGAAAAAGAUAAAAUUGCAUACAAAUUUCAAUGUGAUCAUUCAACUUCAUCUAAUGUGACAUAUUCAUCUAAUGGGACACAAUUUAACGCAGAAGGCUUUGAACCUAACCGUAAUCAUACUUGCCAUUCACAAAUAAUCUAUAAUAAUCAUUUGCUUAUUAAUAAAACAGAAAUUAUUGCAACAGAUUUUGGAAUUCCAAAAGAGCCUGAAAAUCUUAUGUGUAGAAAUAAAAGCUCAGAUCAAGGAGAGAUUACCUGGAAACCCCCUGAAAAUUCUUUUGACAACUUUACUCUUUGUUAUCAGAACACUUCAGAUCAAAAAUGCUUCUAUCCGGAUAAAAGUCAGACCAAAUAUGAUUUGAAAAAUUUGAAACCUUAUACAAAAUAUAAUAUAUCAUUACGUGCCCAUGUCACCGGAAAAAUACUACGAAGUGGAACUGCUGUGACAUGCACUUUUACAACAGGAACAGCAGCUCCAAGCCGGGUCAAGAACCUGAAGGUUUUUCGGAAUUCAGAUAAUAGUGUGAUUGUGGAUUGUAAGCCUCCUGAGGUGUUUAAUGGCCCUAAGACACACUUCUACUAUUUGGAAGUCAAAACUGGAGAUGACUCGCUUAGAGUGAGAAAAGACAAAAAGUGCCACUUCUCUGUAGAAGAUCUUCAAUAUUCAACAACAUAUACGUUUGAGGUCUAUUAUCAUAAUGGGGAACACAGCGGACCUCCAGAAAUUGUUUCAGAAACAACAUCUUAUAAUUCUAAAGCCUUGAUUAUAUUUCUGGUAUUUCUUAUUAUUGUGACAUCAAUAGCCCUGCUGAUUGUCCUCUAUAAAAUCUAUGAUCUGCAUAAGAAAAGAUCCAGCAAUUUAGAUGAACAACAGGAGCUUGUUGAAAGGGAUGAUGAGAAACAGCUGAUGAACGUGGAGCCAAUCCAUGCAGAUAUUUUGUUGGACACUUACAAGAAAAAGAUUGCUGACGAAGGAAGACUUUUUCUGGCUGAAUUUCAGAGCAUUCCACGGGUGUUCAGCAAGUUUUCUAUCAAGGAUGCUCGAAAACCCUUUAACCAAAAUAAAAACCGUUAUGUUGACAUCCUUCCUUAUGAUUACAACCGUGUUGAACUCUCUGAUAUAAAUGGAGAUGCAGGGUCAAAUUAUAUCAAUGCCAGCUAUAUUGAUGGUUUCAAAGAACCCAGGAAAUACAUUGCUGCACAAGGUCCCAGGGAUGAAACUGUUGAUGAUUUCUGGCGGAUGAUCUGGGAACAGAAAGCCACGGUUAUUGUCAUGGUCACUCGAUGUGAAGAAGGAAACAGGAACAAGUGUGCAGAAUACUGGCCAUCAAUGGAAGAGGGCAGCCGGGCUUUUGGAGAUGUUGUUGUGAAAAUCAAUGAGCACAAAAGAUGUCCAGAUUAUAUCAUUCAGAAGCUGAAUGUUACAAAUAAAAAAGAAAAAGUAACCGGAAGAGAGGUGACUCACAUCCAGUUCACCAGCUGGCCGGACCACGGGGUGCCCGAGGACCCUCACCUGCUCCUCAAGCUGCGACGGCGCGUGAACGCUUUCAGCAACUUCUUCAGCGGCCCCAUCGUGGUGCACUGCAGCGCUGGUGUGGGACGCACAGGCACCUAUAUCGGCAUUGACGCCAUGCUGGAAGGCCUGGAGGCAGAGAACAAGGUGGAUGUGUAUGGCUACGUCGUCAAGCUAAGGCGACAGAGAUGCCUGAUGGUUCAAGUGGAGGCACAGUAUAUCCUGAUCCAUCAGGCCUUGGUGGAAUACAAUCAGUUUGGAGAAACAGAAGUGAGCUUGUCUGAAUUACAUUCAUAUCUACCUAACAUGAAGAAGAGAGACCCACCCAGUGAGCCAUCUCCACUGGAGGCUGAAUUCCAGAGACUUCCAUCAUAUAGGAGCUGGAGGACACAGCACAUUGGAAAUCAAGAAGAAAAUAAAAGUAAAAACAGGAAUUCUCACAUCAUUCCAUAUGACUUUAACAGAGUGCCACUUAAACAUGAACUGGAAAUGAGCAAAGAGAGUGAGCAUGAUUCAGAUGAAUCUUCUGAUGACGACAGUGACUCAGAGGAAACCAGCAAAUACAUUAAUGCAUCUUUUAUAAUGAGUUACUGGAAGCCUGAGGUGAUGAUUGCUGCUCAGGGACCGCUGAAAGAGACCGUUGGUGACUUUUGGCAGAUGAUAUUCCAAAGAAAAGUCAAAGUUAUUGUUAUGCUGACAGAGCUAAGGAGUGGAGACCAGGAAGCCUGUGCUCAGUACUGGGGAGAAGGGAAGCAAACAUAUGGAGACAUAGAAGUUGAUAUGAAAGAAACCAACAUAUCUCCAGCUUACACCCUCCGUGUAUUUGAAUUGAGGCAUUCCAAGAGGAAAGAUCCUCGAACUGUGUGCCAAUAUCAAUACACCAACUGGAAUGUGGAAGAGCUUCCUGCAGAACCCGAGGAGUUGAUCUCUAUGAUUCAGGUUCUCAAACAAAAACUUCCCAAGAGGAGUGCCCCUGAAGGGAACAAGCAUCACAAGAGUGCACCUCUCCUGGUUCAUUGCAGAGAUGGAUCUCAGCAAACAGGAAUAUUUUGUGCCUUGUUAAAUCUCUUGGAAAGCGCAGAAACAGAAGAAGUGAUAGACGUUUUUCAAGUAGUGAAAUCUCUACGCAAAGCUAGGCCAGGAAUGAUUCCCACCUUUGAGCAAUACCAAUUCCUAUAUGACAUCAUUGCUAGCACCUAUCCUGCCCGGAAUGGACAAGUAAAGAAAAACAACAAUCAAGAAGAUAAAAUUGAAUUUGAUAAUGAAGUGGACAAAACAAAACAGGAUGCUAAUUGUGUUAGUUCACCUGAUGCCCUAGAUAAGGUCCAGGAAGGAAACAAAGAGGAGGAAGGUUCCAAACCCACAAGUGGCCCUGAGGAGCCAGAACACUCUGCCAAUGGCCCAGCAAGUCCAGUUUUAACUCAAAGUGCAUAGGAAAAGACGUAAGUGGGACAACUCAGAACCUCAUAGUAAACGUUAUUUCUACUUUUCUAGAAGUAGGAGAGCAAAAUAGAUAUACAGUGGAUUAAUGAAGUGCAUUGGAACAAUAUUUGUGGGAAGGUUUUUUUUUUUACUUCUGUAGAAAAAUAUUUAAGACAGUUUUGCUAAAACAUUUUGUACAGUCUUAUGCUUCUUUUACAAUUUUACCCAUCUUGCAGCAAAAUAGAACUUCUUUGCAGUCUUUGCGUGUGUGUGUGUGCGAGAGAGAGAGACAGACAGACAGAGAGACAGAGAAUUCUUUCAAGUGAAUGUAGAUGCUCUUGAGAAACUUUGCCUUUUUGUCUUUUUGAAGAAAAAAUACAACAUUUUAUACUGGAAGUGUUAACUUAGCUUAAAGGAUCUAUUUUUUAAAUCAUAAAUUGUGUGUGGGUUCUAAGAAUAACACGACAUUUCUACAAUGACCUCAAGAUGUCCUCCUUGUUCUAUUCAUAUGUAUCUUAUAGUUUACUAUUUUACUCCUAGAAAUAGACAUAAAUGUAGUAUGUGUGUGUAUAGUUACUACAGGAAAGUGAACUAAAUUAACAUUUGGAAAACUUACAUUCCAUAUGUUAGCAUUUAUUCCAACAUCUUUUCAGGCUUAUUUAAUCUCAUUUAAAAUUUUCAAGCAAGCCUAUCUUGUCAUCUUCACGUGGUGUUUACAAUUUUGUAACAUGGUUUAUUCUCUGUAUAAUAUGUGAAAUUCAUUGCUUGAUACUUUUGACCCCAAAUUAUGUUUGUUACAACUGAACUUAAAUAAAAGUCUUUAAACAAA